AGUUGAAGGAAGCCAAGCGAAACCGAAUCUGCCGCCACGGCAGCCAGCGCCAUCUCGGGGAAGCGUCGUCAACUCGCGAGCGGCCUUCCCAUUGGUCGGUGCCGUGCUUUCGGGCGGCGCUGGCGCCCUUUAGCGGACACGUGGUGCGCUGCUUUGCUACGGCGAGCGGCGAGCGAGAGCCCCUUCCGAGCAGCCUUCCCCUCAUUGAUCCCAGCGCGGCGGUCGGUCCGCUGGCGAGUGUGCGGCACGCUGCUUCUCCGGAGUGAGUGCGCCGCCGUCGUUGCCCCCGACUGUAUUGUGGCUCGUCCCCGGACAGCACGCCGUGCGCAGGAGACAGGCAUGCGCCGCGUCCCUCGGAAACCCUGGCGCGUGCCCGGAUGAGACGUGGACGUUGGUGGAUCCGGAAGUAGUGGCGUCCCGAGCGACCCUGCUAGUGUUUCUUCCUUCGUUCGUGAGGUGCGCGGCCUGUCAAUGACGGUGCCCCGUUGUCGGCUUCGAGACGAAAGGACCCACGACCCGGGCCAUCGUGUGAACAACUCUCGGUCCGGAGUGAUGGUGUAUGUUCCCGUGGCACCGCUGCUGCUUUUUCUGUCGGCGAUCAUCGGAAUAGGUCCCGGCUUCGCUUCAGGCCAAGAGACGACUGUGACAGGCCUAGUGGGCGAGUCGGUGCGGCUGCCCUGUGACGUGGACGUGAAGCGCUGCGGAAACGUGUACUUCAUCACGUGGACCAAGAACGUGUCCGAUGUGUGGAAGCGCAUCUACCUGUACAGCAAUGACGUGGAGAAGCCGCUCCAGGAGCUGGCCAACCCGGACCGGGCCGAUUUCUUCCUGCGCAACUCGACCGCGCAGCUCGAGAUCUUCCCGCUGCGAUUGGCCGACGAGGGCCAGUACAAAUGCGACGUCACCUACGUCAGGGGAAAGUGCCCCUCCCUCUCCUACGCCAACCUAAUCACCUUGGCCAAGCCCAGCGUGCCGGUGAUCGAGAUGCAGGGGCAGGCACUCGAGAGCGGCGCCACGGUGGGGCCACUACAGGAGGGCGACGUGCUGAGCCUCACGUGCAAGACGUUCGGUGGCAAGCCCAUCCCAAAGGUGGCGUGGUACAAGGGCGACAUGCAGCUCUCCGCCACCUUGGACGAGAGCCGCGGGGAGCGCGGCGCGGGAGACGUGGCGGCCACGUUCGCCACGCCACUCAGCCGCCAGGACCUCGGCUCGCGCUUCGAGUGCACCGCCACCAACGAGGCCCUCGAGCAGCCCAUCCGCAGCUGGGUCGAGCUCGACCUGCACGUGAAGCCCAUGGAGAUCGAGAUGGAGAGCCCGAGCAUGCCGGCCAAAGCGGGCACUGCUCUGCAGGUCCGCUGCGUCAUAUCCGGGGCGCGGCCUGUGGCCGAAGCGGUGUGGUACAACCGGACGACGCGCAUGUCGCACCAACCGCAGCCCGCUGUGGAGCCUCUGGGCGACGGCACGUUCCGAACCGUGAGCACGCUCGAAGUGGUGCUCACGCGCAACGACCACGAGGGAAGCUUCACUUGCAAGGGCAGCAAUCCCGUGCUGGACGCCUCCGGGGAACCGCCCCUCGAAAGAACCGUCGACCUGCUCGUCCUCUAUCCACCAGAGGUCAAGAUCGAGCAGAGCCGCGUGGGUGUGGUGAAGGAGGGAGGUCACGUGGUACUGCACUGCUCGUACACGGCCAACCCACGCAUGAUCCUCGACAUGCGCUGGUUCAAGGACGAUGCGCCUCUGCGAUUCGACGAGGACGAACGACUGGAGCCCAGCAAUCCGGGGCUGCCCACUCUCACCAUACGGCAGCUGACCCGGCGAGACCGUGGACGGUACAGCUGCGGCCUGCGGAAUGACAUCGGCUGGGGAAACUCUUCGAACAUUGCCCACCUGGACAUCCUUUAUGUCCCGACGGUGGCGGCGGUGGUGUCGCCGCCGUUCCUGGAGGAAGGUCCCGGCACCCGGGUGACGCUGUCGUGCAACGUGCUUGAGGGCAACCCGGGCCAGCUGCGGCGCGUGCGCUGGCACCGCGACGGCGAGCUUCUCAACGAGAGCACCGAGCGGGUGGUCGUGUGGGCCGACGUGAUGCGCAACGCCACGGGGAAUUACUCCUGCCAAGGCGAGAACGAUGCUGGAUGGGGGCCCGUGUCCGACACCCAGGAGCUGGCCGUCUAUUAUCCUCCCGGCCCCGCGAGCGUAGUGCACGCCAGCGAGUACGCCGUGAAGGGCAAGACGACGACUCUGAGCUGCGUGGUGGAGGACCCGGGCCUCCCGCCGGCCACGCACUACCGCUGGGAGUUCGAGGGCGAGCUCAUCGCCACCGCCACCGAGUCUGAGCUGGUGACGCCGCCCGGAAGCCUGUCGUCACGUGGCCGCUACUCCUGCGCCGCCGUCAACGAUGUCGGAGCAGGACCGAGCGGCGACUACGAACUACCCGUGCUAGCCCCGCCGUCGUUCAUCGACCAGCUGCCCAGCGUGCACGGGGCGCUGCAGAACUCGACGGACGUGAGCCUGUCGUGCCGCGUCGAGUGCGAGCCGGCCUGCGUGAUCGAGUGGCUGCGCGCUGGCGAGAGCAUCGACUACAGCCCACAGUUCAGCAUCCAGAGCACGCCGCACCCGGAGGAGCCGUCCGAGAACCGCUUCGCCUCGGUGGUGAGCACGCUCAAGUUCGACAUGACGCAGUGGCCCGGCGGUGUCCUCGACCGGAACUUGGACAACACCACGUUUACGUGCCGCUCGAGCGGCAACCUUGUCGGGCGCGCGGUCUCCUCCACAACGCACUUCGAAGUCGAGUAUCCUCCCGAAGACAUCGACGUGUCAGUGAAACACCUGCUUGUCUACGAGGGAAACGUGGCCGAGGAGAUUUCGUGCACCGCCAACUCGAAGCCGCCGAGCGAGUACAUGUGGAUGUACAACGACCAGGUCAUCUCGGACAGUCCGCUGCUAUUCAUGAACUACAGCCUCGGUCGUGAACGCAGCGGAAACUACACGUGCGUCGCUAGCAACCGGCACGGAUCGGCGUCCUACAACAGCUACAUUGACGUCAUCUACCCGCCCUCGUGCGUGCUGUACACGAGCAAGAAUUCGGAGGGCCAGGUGACGCUCAUCUGCGAAGUGGACGCCAAUCCGCCACAGGUCAACAUCAGCUGGAUGUUGGGCAACGAGACGAUCGAGCGGAACGUUUACUCUGAGGGCCUACGCAGCAUAUACACCGUGCCCGACUCGACGGCUCCCGAAUACUACGGCCUCUACCUCUGCCAGCCCAACAACUCGUUGGGAGCCGCAGAGUGCGAGUACCGUGUGAACGGUCCCGGCGAUGCCUACAACCAUGUAUACCUGGACGAUGAACAAGUUAUGAUGAUUACGGGCAUCGCGGGGCUCAUCGUUUUAAUAUUCAUUAUUAUCAUCGUUAUUAUUGUCCUUAUAAUGAAGAGAAAGCGGAGGAGAGAUCUCAACAGUCCGGUGAAGUCAAAGUCAAAGGCCGGAGCAGAGCCGGUGUACCAGAACGUGGAAGGCAAGACGGAGAACGGGCCCCCGCCGAUCGCUAACAGCGAGCCUGAGAACAGGGCCACGUACGAGAACAUGCCUUUCCACCCCCAGAGGAAUUCCAAGGGGCCUUACAGGCCCGAUAUCAAUGACGAACUCCUGUACGCUGACAUGUACGAGGACGUGAAAGCUGGCCGGGUGCCGGACCCUCGCCUGGUCAAGCCCCCACUGCCCCCCAAGGGAGGCGCCGGCCCACCGCCGCCGCAGCCCGAGGUGCCACCCAAGGCCCGCAAGAAGGCUGGUCGCAGCGGCGCCAAGUCGGGUGACUGAGCAGCUGCUGCUCCCAGCACCAACCCCGCCGCCGAGCCUCAAAAGCAGCCUGAUGCCGCUGGCCGCAAGAGGACGCCGUUCUCCGCCGCAGCGAGGCCGAGAGUGUCGCGGCAGGGAAGCCUCAGAAUAUCGCGGUGGUUCGGUCCAGGAAGCUGGAUUGCGGCCCAUGCGCGUAUUAUACAACGAUACAUUCUGAGCCCCAUCAACACAAGCAUGUCGCCAAGCACACGUCACGAUGGGAAUGUAUCAGAACUUAAAAAGAAAGACAAAAUGGCACAGAAUCCCUUUAGCUCUUAGCAAUAAUUAAGCUUUUAUUUCUUCAACGUCUAGGUAGGUAAACAUCUUAAUUCGGUUUGUCCGCGUCAAACGAAAUCAAAAUUUUGUCUGCCCCGAUUUUUUUCAAUCUUUCCUAAUUCUACCGUGUGGAAUCUGGCCGCCUAAACAGUUUCGAUGUAUUUUCUCACCAAAUCGUCCGCAUUAGGCUCUGGGUGACUACGUCAAGCCUAUUCCAAACUACCGGUGCAGUUCAAUUUGUUCGAGGCGGCGAAGACCAUUUGCCAGCGCUCCGGCGGCGCUUACCACUUAGCUAACCGGCCACCAAGCGAUAUUUUGCGUCUGUCGCUGCGUUCGCUUGAGGCCAGUCUCGGCCUCGGUCUGCCCUCGGGCGGCCUUCGCGACUCCAAACACGUCCGGCCGUCGCUCCCGCGGACAGACAGCACCUCUGGCGAGUGCGCGCGAGAGCUCAACAGGCGGUGCUCAUCGAGGAGAUCGCCAUCUGCUGCUGGCAGGAAGCUAAGGAGGCCCACGCCUUCUUGCCUCGGUGGGCCGACGCCUGGCGGCGGUGAUAUCUUCGCUCGGCACGGCAGCUUGCCGGCGGAGGCGCGCUAUUGAUGAGCCAUAGCCGGUGCGCGAGGCGUCGUGUAAAUAUUCUGUCUUCGUUUCGCCCGUCGUCUCUGGGGUUUGUGUUUCUCUAUGCGCGCUCGACUGGGUCGAUGUGAUACUCCGCGCGAUGAGAGCCGACGUGGCGUGGAUGCUUGGCUGCCGGCUUUGGCGCACUUUGACAGAGCAACAGGGUGCGUUUGUGAACUCUGUGUGAAAGGUAGCGCGGGAUGUCAAGACACAAUCGAGAUGUCAAGAUGCCCGAGAGUUGUCACGUGUGGGAGAUUUUGGAUACUAAAAACACAAAGGCUCUAAGCAAAAUGUUUUGUAGAUGCUGCUAAAAGAAAGAGAGCCGGAAUUUGCUCCAGAGGACGGGGUAGCCGAAACCGCUUCAGGCACCAGCAUAUAGUAAAAUUCAUGUAACAACAAAAGUGAGGGAAGUUUAUCAGAUGGCGCACAGGUUCGCUAAGAUACACCCGCGACGCAUUUCUCACUUCACGCUGAAAAGGGCAGCAUUCGCAUAUUCUGGACAAUGUUCUAUACAGACAACCAUGAAUAUUUUCACUUAUCUUAAAGCUUGAACCUAGUGUGCCGAUAGUUGACUUUAGGCCUAAAUGUUCGUUCACGAAAAGUCAAUUGCAUGUUCGUGCUAACCAGGCUCUAAAAAUAUACCCCAGUUUGGCGUUUUCCCGGACAGAGAUUGCUUGCCAGGUCGCUGCACCAGCAACGCGAUUACCGGGCCAGCGAUCCACUUUCGCAAGUGUCUCGGGCAGGCUCACCGUGGCGGCGUCUGCGCAAGCUCCGAUCCGCUCCGGCGUUCUUAACUAAACUAGGCACCCUGCACGGGACAGCAGUAGCGGAGGGGCUGGCAUAGCCUGACCGGGCGUCCCCCUUCUCCCACCUCGCUCUCCACUCGCGCUUACCAAACUCUCCCGGGGUUUUUCGAAUUCUAAAUUACGAAACGCCGCGCUGGGCAAAUUGGUUGGCUCCGGUGGUAAUUCCCACGGCGCGGCCUCGCCACUCGAUUAUCCUUCCUUCGCCUCUCACGUGCAAACACUGGCGCCGUGGCGGUGCAUCCAAUGGCCUUCCUUCCCUCACGCCAUCCUGGCUUAUCGCCCAUCACCCUCGGCUCCCUCCCCAUCCGACCCAUCUCGGUCCAGAAAGCUCGCGUCAGCGUCUGCUUGCCGUUUACCCAGAGCUGCACAACCCAUCUUCUCCCUCGCCUUCUCUUACCCGAGAAGCGAGAAGCGCGUGUUCCAAAUUACGCGAGCACAGAAGGAAGUACAGGAAAAUAGCUAGGGAACAGAAAUAAAGACAGGAGCCGGCGAAAAGACGCGAGAGACACCUCGACAAGAGCGUGCCCCGUUAAAGUGCCCGCCGCCACCCGAGGCUCCCUACGCCGACGAGCGGCGGUCAACGCGGAGUAUUCCAUCAGACCACGUCGUGAUCGCCUCUCCGCUCGCUCACUCGUUCGCAUGGCGUGUGCGUCUCGCUCCUCGUGAAUCCUGCGCCGGGUUGUUCUGUGAUCACCGCGUGCUCCCUUUUUUUCUUUUUUUUCUUUUUCGCUUCAUUGUCAGUUUGUGGGAUGUGUUGGCCAUGCCGAGCUCACCAUCGACACUGCAGCCUCAUCGCACCCGGAUUAUGUGUCGCACGCAGCGCUGAGGGCCAACGCCACCCCGACUCCGACGAGGAACGACGCCACUGAUUCCCCAUCUACGGCUUGACACGCCCGUCCUGACUCCUCCCGUUUACAGACGCAUGCACAGACAGACAACGUUCUCUCUGCCAGUGACGCGUUGGGUUCCUGAUGGCGGCGAAGAGAAAAACUCACUUGUGUGUGCUGCACAUACACUCCAAACGCACGCACGGUAAAUGUUACACAUCAGCAACCAAAAACGGCAAGCAUACUUCACUGGCAUGCAGAAGUGUACGACAAAGAGGCGGAUAAAUUCCCCAGCAGGCAGCGAUUUGACGAGCUACCGCGGUGAGCAGGGGGAGCUCAAGCGGUGACGGAUUAAACACGUGACGCGACAAAACAAAACAGGAAAAAAAGAUGGAUACAAUACCACAUGAAAUAGAGAGACUGCAGAUACUGAGGGGGACUUGUAUUAAUACUUUGUCGAACGUGUGAUGAUCGGUGCGUAUUUUUUUUCCCGUACAGCUGUGCGCGUUUGCCCCGAUUUCCCAAACGUUCUCCGUGUUUUUUCGCUGUGCAUUGAUGAGUGUGUGCGUGCCGUAGACUGUAGCGUUGCGCUUCAACAUCUGUGUUCUGGACUAUUGGAUUUCUUUUAUGCAUUUUCUGUUGGCUCUUUGGUGCUGUUAUGCUGCAUUUCCCCCGACGCUUUUGAUUUUCUUUUAGCUAUUCCAGCGAUAGCGCGCACGCUUUCAAUGGAGUGGCCUAGCCUAGAAAAAAUACUUACUGCUCAAUUUGAAUUCGAUCGGGCAAUCGCAAUGAGGAGUACAUGGAAGGGAGCGAACACAACGUUGCCACGAACUCCCUUUGAAAUUCUUCACGAAUGAAAGAAAUUAUAAAGCGUGACAGAGAACCAUACAGAACACACCGAAAAUAAUCGCAAAUGGGACUUUGAAAGAGCCGCUCCCAUGUUUGCGUCGUGUGCUAGCGCAAGUCAUUUACGUUUUGGUGUUUCAUCUUCAGACACUUUAAAUAAUUUCUCAAAUUAACUUGCUGUAGUUCUUUUGCUGGACGUGUGCGAUUCAAAUGAGAGACAGAGACAUAAUUGCCAAUGUUGUUGUUGUGAGAGUUACUAUUCACCGAGUGUUCACAGACAGGGCCUCGUGACGUUGUUUUUGCGCUUGCUUGCAGCCCACGUUGCUUGCUGGCGUCAUGGGUACGUGCAGUCUUUUGAAACACACUGGGCAGCGAAAUUCGUUGCAGCCCUAAGUUUGUGCUUUGCCUGACCUCACUGUGUGUGUAUUGUCACAGGCCUUGUCUCGGCGCUGCCUGAAUUAUUUGUUCCUUUGUGUGAUGAAAGUGACAGUGCCGGCCGUGAAGGCCAUAUGAGAAGUUUUCUUUUAUUUCUGUACAGUGCACAUAAUGGCUGUUACACCAAAGAAUAUGUAUUCUUAUGCCCUAGAUAUUUAUUUGUUGUAUGUUUUUUGUGUACAAUGAUGAACAUUAUACUUGUUUAUAAGAUGGUUAGAAAUAUGUUGCGCGGCUGGCCUCGUUUUUGUUUCCCGUUAUAUGCUUAACAGCGGAUGUUUGACUUAGUGCGGCUAUUGAGUUUAUUUGCCUCUUCUUUUUGACGACACGGCAUUUCUUGAAACUGUUAAACAGUUUCGCGCAAUGGCUGCUUUGUCGAGGCGUUCCGAACUAAACACCGAGAACCCCUAUGGACAUUUAAUUGCGCUCGACGUUAUCGUUGACAUAUUUGGAGAAUCAUAUUACUUAACUGCAUGAGUUCGCUACCGACCAAUGAUGAGAGAUACAUAAAAAGCGUUGGGAGUUAUAUCGUACCCGGGUGGCAGAGAUGAGUAGAUGAGUAGGUUUUUACAUUGAAACAAAUAAUUUAUUAGCGAACGCAGGUGAGCGUUAGGCAUGCUUCGAAUUACCAAGCCUUGUCUCUAACUUGCCGCCGCCAACAUUUGCGUCGAGCGAAGUGCAGAAGCGCAUGUUUAAAAGCAUUGAUCAGGCUAUAACGAGGCAUUGCCGUGAAACCUCCCCACCCGUUGUUCAAACCAUGUCAAAUGAAAAUUUAACGAGGCUGUCCUUCGUAACUGCCCGACAAUGCAACCUUAGUGCGAAUGCGUACCACAUACGCUUUACGAGACUACACAAACCUAAAAACAGUUGCACUGCGGAGCUGGGUCUUUAAAAAAAAUUAUUCUGCUCCCCUCCUUUUUGUGUGACCAGACGGGAUGUGAUUUAUUUACCUACGCCAUGCUCAGUGACAUACUGAGUCUGAGUUCAUGCGAGUUUGGUGUGAGUCUUAAUGGUUAACUGCGAUGCCCAACCACGUCUUACCAGCGUUUCUAGUUUAACGGAACGCAUUGAACAAUGACGUUCGCACGAUGUCCUCAGGGCUGUGUUUUGCUACUAUUUUCUUGCGCUCGGGUUAGAAGGCCUCGUGUGCCGAUUGCAUUCGACCAAAAAUGUUAUAAAAAUAAAUUUACACUGUUUCCGCUCGGUGUCUCAUGGGUUUUACGAAUUGUAAUUGAGCAUGAUACAUGUACCAUGACACCCUUGCGCCUGUUGAGCAAUUCUUACGCCAAGUCAAACACUAGUCAGAGGCGCUAGUUUCAUAUUGCGUUCUCGGAUGUGAGUGCUUUUUGUACACUUUCCUUGCUGUAUUAUUUUCCCUUCUUUAAUGGCCGCAUUACUUGUUUUAUUUAUUUAUUUUUGCAGUAGUGUUUGCAAAACGACGAUUUGAGAGUUUGGGUGUGACUUACCGUUCUCUUUUUGUUCUGUCACGAAACCCCUUAAAAAAGGCAGCGAGAAAGGUAGACGAAAUAUCUGGGUGCCUCACUGUAAAUUAACCGUAAUAUUUUCUAUCGAUUUCCUAUGUACAAUGAACACUGAAUAAAGUACGAUAAUAGUUAAUAAAAUGAGUGAAAUGCACCAAA
Dermacentor albipictus is the source of this 9273-nucleotide messenger RNA. RefSeq names its product B-cell receptor CD22-like. Lineage: Eukaryota; Metazoa; Arthropoda; Arachnida; Ixodida; Ixodidae. The record is from RefSeq and is a predicted model, not a curated record.